AUGAUAUAAUAGAUUAAAUAUUAUAACAGAUUAGAAGAAUUUAAAAGCUCUUCACUUUUAUAUCAUUAGGUUCUCCAUAUUGAUCUCUAUAACAAUUAAAUUGGUGAUGAAUUUGCAUCAGUCUUAGGUUCUGAUUUAGCAAAGUGCAUUAAUCUCUCAAAUUUAACACUUGAACUUGAGUCUAAUUAAAUUGGUGCAAUGGGUGCAUCAGGCUUAGGUUCUGCUUUAGCAAAUUGCAUUAAUCUCUCAAAUUUGACACUUGACCUUGAGUAAAAACAGUUUAUUUGUUUUGGAUUGUGA
This is a messenger RNA of Tetrahymena thermophila SB210, 300 nucleotides long. RefSeq names its product oxalate/formate antiporter protein. The transcript is spliced from 4 exons. The record is from RefSeq and is a predicted model, not a curated record. Lineage: Eukaryota; Ciliophora; Oligohymenophorea; Hymenostomatida; Tetrahymenidae.